GUGUCGGUUCGCUAUGGCCCGUACAAAGCAGACUGCCCGCAAGUCGACCGGUGGCAAGGCCCCGCGAAAGCAGCUGGCCACCAAGGCGGCCCGCAAGAGCGCGCCGGCCACCGGCGGCGUCAAGAAGCCGCACCGCUACCGGCCGGGCACCGUGGCCCUGCGGGAGAUCCGGCGCUACCAGAAGUCGACCGAGCUGCUGAUCCGCAAGCUGCCCUUCCAGCGGCUGGUGCGCGAGAUCGCGCAGGACUUUAAGACCGAUCUGCGCUUCCAGAGCUCGGCCGUGAUGGCGCUGCAGGAGGCGAGCGAGGCCUAUCUGGUGGGGCUGUUUGAAGACACGAACCUGUGCGCUAUCCACGCCAAGCGCGUGACCAUCAUGCCCAAAGACAUCCAGCUGGCCCGCCGCAUCCGCGGGGAGCGGGCUUAAGAAGUGUGCGCUCGGCUCGAGGUUCCAUCAUAUCCAAAGGCUCUUUUCAG
Molecule: messenger RNA, 474 nt
Organism: Mesoplodon densirostris (Blainville's beaked whale)
Lineage: Eukaryota; Metazoa; Chordata; Mammalia; Artiodactyla; Ziphiidae
Product: histone H3
Exons: 1
Coding region: 14-424 (136 amino acids)
Cellular component (GO): nucleosome
Molecular function (GO): DNA binding; structural constituent of chromatin; protein heterodimerization activity
Source: RefSeq, a predicted model, not a curated record